Zootoca vivipara (common lizard) is the source of this 1040-nucleotide messenger RNA. RefSeq names its product aurora kinase C-like. Gene Ontology annotation, molecular function: ATP binding; protein kinase activity. The record is from RefSeq and is a predicted model, not a curated record. Gene Ontology annotation, biological process: protein phosphorylation. NCBI's taxonomy places the organism in Eukaryota, Metazoa, Chordata, Lepidosauria, Squamata, Lacertidae.
UCUUCCUGCAUUGAAAGCCCAGCAUAGCCUGCUGUGACAGUCAAAGCUCAGCUCAGGAAGAAAUCAUGGCCAGCUCAGUGGUACAGCAGACACCUGUAAGAAAACAACUCAACAAAGACAAAGGAAGAUUGAAGCCCAAAGAAGAAAAUGGAUCUCAAGAAAAUGGAUCUCAAGAAAAUGCCCAACGUGACUCUGGUUCUCUGCUUCCCAGGAAAAUGUGGGGCACCUCAGACUUUGAAUUUGGCAAGCCACUUGGCAAGGGGAGAUUUGGAGCAGUGUACUUGGCCCGGGAGAAAAAAACUCACUUCAUCUUGGCCUUGAAAGUCAUUUUCAAAUCAUUGCUGGAAAAAUCUCAGCUAGAGCACCAGCUCAGAAGAGAAAUAGAAAUCUUAAGUCACCUCAGACACCCAAAUAUCUUAAGGAUGUAUAACUAUUUCCAUGACCAGACCCGGGUUUUUCUGAUGUUAGAAUAUGCUCCAGGAGGAGAACUGUACAAGGAGCUACAGAAGAAAACACACUUUGAUGACAUCAGAACAGCCACCUAUAUGGAAGAAAUAUCUGAUGCUCUGAUGUACUGCCAUGCUCUAAAAGUGAUUCAUAGAGAUAUUAAGCCAGAAAACCUCCUGUUAGGAUUAAGAGGGGAGCUGAAGUUGGCAGACUUUGGAUGGUCAGUGCAUGCUCCAUCGCUUAGGAGGACAACGUUCUGUGGCACUGCGGACUACCUUGCUCCAGAAAUGAUAGAGGGGAGUCCACACAGUGAGAAUGUCGAUGUGUGGUGCGUUGGUGUCCUUUGUUACGAGUGUCUUGCAGGAUAUGCACCAUUUGAAGCACCAACGCAGAUGGAGACUUUCCGAAGAAUAAAAGAGGUUAACUUUUCAUUCCCUUCUUGGGUGUCAGAUGGAGCCAAAGACCUAAUAUCCAAAGUACUCAACCGCACACCUUCCCUGCGGCUUCCCUUGAAAGAAAUAAUAGCGCACCCAUGGGUUAAGGCCAACUCUAGGAGAAUCUUGCCACCUGUCUACAAUGAAACAGAAGAGUAA